AAUGACAAAUCAGCCAUUCUCUUCACAUUUCUGUUAACAUUUAACAUUCCGUUCAUCAGCCCUUCCUUCGUGUCUGAUGUGGCCAUUUUUUGGCUGAAAUGGAUGUUGAGGUGGAGGCACAUCUGGACAAAUCACUUAAAAUUAGCAGAUUAGACCAAAAUUCUUGGCGGGAUGGCGGAUGGUUUGCAAAACCCCUGAGGCGCGAGAAAUUGGGACUUUUUCUGGGGUUAACAAAAAGAUUAUAAGUUUGAUUUACAAGGCUGAAUAUACCAGAGUGAUGACCAUUUAUCAUGGGGGAACUUUUGAGCCUAGCCCACCCAUUGAUUAUGUUGGUUGUAAGUUGUCUUCAUUUGGUGUGCAUGAAGAAAAAGUUUCGGUGGCUGAAAUAAUUAGUAUGGUGCAUGGGUUAGGAUAUGAAAAUGUUUUUGCCAAUUCCAUCUAUUACAAGUCCCCUCUUCUUAAAUUAGAAGAAUUGAAGUCACUUAUCCAUCCAGAUUGCAUUGAUGACAUUGUUAGUAUUAUUUGGAAGACUUGUGAAGUAGAGUUAUAUGUUGACCAUGACAGUGGAGGUCAAAAUUCUGUUGAUAAGUUGGUUGGUGAUGUGCAUGGAUUUGGUAAAGGUAUUAAUGAAAUAAUAAAUGAAGAUGUGGGGGCCAUUACCCAAGAUGCCAAUGAAAUUCCUGCACCUAUAAAACACCAUUAUGAUUUUGCAGCUCAUGCAUAUACUGAUGACUCUACUAAUGACUCUAUUAAUGACUUUAUUGAUGAAGAAAAAGAAAGUGAGUCAGAGUUGGAAGAUGAUUUUGCUAGUCCUGUUGGAACUGAUAAAGAUGAUGAGGAAUGUGUUGCUAUUUUUAAUAAAGCUAAAUCAUUAUUAAUAAGUACAAGGGCUGUAAAUCUAGUUGAGUAUAGAGGUGAAAAGCAAACUGUUAUUGAGGAGCAUGGAGAAGGUGAGGAGCAACAAGUGGGAACCGGAGCAACUUCUAAUCAUUCUAUUGAUGCAUUAACUUUUAAUCCCUCUACAGAAGCAGCAACUUCCAAUAUUUCUAAUGUUGAUAAGGAAAGGGCAAGGAAGGAAAGAGCAGCUGCACUUAGUAGGAGGUACAAGACUCUUAAUAUUGCUAAGGUUGCUGUUAAGGGUCCAGCUACCUCUACUUUCACUAGCCAUGUGUUGCAAUCUCAAUUACCUAUUGAUAAUCAUCAAUAUUCUGACGAGGAAGAUAAAGACAAUGAAGGGAGAAAUAGUGAUGAUCCAGGCUGCUUGUACUUGGAUCCCUCUUCUGAAGAGGAAGAUGAAUUUAAUGUGGCAAUUGACUUACCUCCAAUGGGACCAACUGCUAUUUACUUCAAUCCAGAGUGGGAAGUUCCUUGGUUUGAAGUAGGAAUGAGAUUUACAAAUGCAAACCAGUUUAAGGAUGCCAUUAGAAAGUAUUCAAUUAUGAAAAGGUGUAAGCUGAAGCCUAUAAAAAAUGAGCCUCGCAGAUUGAGAUACCGCUGUACAGGUGUAGGUUGUGACUGGGAAAUUUUUGCAUCAAUGGACAAUAAAGCUAAUUGCAUUCUGGUGAAGACAUACAAAAUAGAGCAUGGCUGUUCCCAGACAAGUAAAAUUUUUGCCAUGACAAUGCAUGAACUUGCAAAGUAUUGGAAAAGAAGGAUUCGGGAAACUCCUUUCAUAGCAUGCAAGUUUAUGAUGGAACAAACAUAUGCAGAGUUAAGGGUGGCUGUGCAUUUUGACAAGUGUGUGAGGGCAAAAAGAAUGGUCAUGAAAAAGCUACAAGGCAAUUUUAAAGAUGAGUAUGCCAUGCUACCUAGUUAUGGGGCUUACUUGUCAAGCCUAAAUCCUGGUAACACAAUUGAAAUUGUUAAGGAUAUGAAUGAAAAUGGUGAAUGUGUCUUCGAAAGAAUUUAUGUUUGUUUAGGGGUUGUGAAAGAAGGUUGGAAAAAUGGAUGUAGAUAUGUGUUAGAGGUGGAUGGCUGUUUUUUGAAAGGAGUUUGCAAAGGUGUGCUGUUAUCUGUUGUUGGCCGGGAUGGAAACAAUCAAAUGUACCCUGUGGCUUGGGCCAUUGUUGAGGGAGAAAACAUGGAUUCAUGGGAGUGGUUUUUCUGGUUAUUAAGGACAGAUUUGGAUUUAGAUAGUGGUAAAAACUUUACCUUAAUAUCUGAUGAACAUGUGGGAAUUAAACAUGCUCGAGAUGCUGUAUUUCCUGAUUCAGAGCAUAGGUAUUGUGCUCGUCAUAUUUAUUGCAAUUUGGCUAAGAGAAGUAAUGUUCAUAAGACUGAUGAGUUCAAAAUUGCAUUUUGGAACUGUGCAAAAUCGACAUUUCCAGAAAUCUGGAGAGAGAAUAUGGUGAAACUAAGGGUAGUUUCAGAUGAAGGUUAUGCUUAAUUAAUGGAAAAGGAUGGUAAUAUUUUUUGUUAUAUUUUCCUGGUAUAUUUUCCUGUGUAUGUAAUAUUUUCUGAUAUAUUUUUCUGGUAUAUUUUCUUGUGGAGGUAAUAUUUUCUGAUAUAUUUUCCUGGUAUAUUUUCCUGUGUAUGUAAUAUUUUCUGAUAUAUUUUUCUGGUAUAUUUUCUUGUGGAGGUAAUAUUUUCUGGUAUAUUUUCCUGUGCAGGUAAUAUUUUCUCCUGUAUAUUUUUGUGGUAUAUUUUCUUGUGUAGGUAAUAUGUUCUAAUAUAUUUUCCUGUGUAUGUAAUAUUUUCUGGUAUAUUUUUUUGGUUUCAGUUUAGAUUUGUUAUUUAUGAGAGACAUAAACAAGCAAAGAAAUUAUCUUUGUUAUUAAAAUAGUUUUCUAUGC
Messenger RNA from Rubroshorea leprosula, 2792 nucleotides. The record is from the annotation of a GenBank genome assembly. Lineage: Eukaryota; Viridiplantae; Streptophyta; Magnoliopsida; Malvales; Dipterocarpaceae.